AUGUCGAUGCACACCUCUCUUCGUCGCUCCGCGACCACGAUAUCCAGCUCAACCUUCAGCUUCCUCCCGACUCAACGACCUUCCUCCGCAAUCAAGCCUACAACCUUCAUCUGUUCCCAAUGCCGUCACGCCACGCUCCUCCGCCGCCCCAAGCGGCCAUACACCUUCACCCAGCUGGUCACUCUCUCUGAUGGCAGCGCCUUCACCCACCGCACAACGUCCCCGGCCCCCGUCUACCGGGCCACUCGCGAUACCCGUAACUCCCUGCUGUGGAACCCCUCCAGCAGCAAACUGAUGAAUGUGGAGGAAGACGAGGCCGGACGAUUGGCUGCUUUCCGCGCGCGUUUCGGUCGUAGCUGGGACGCCAAUGCCCCGGCCCCCGAGACCGCGUCCGCGUCAACUGGGGAUGCGACCAAGGAUGCUGCCGCGAAGCAGGCGGAGAAGGAGGCCGCAGAGGCUCAGGCCAAGGCAGACCAGGAGGAGGAGGAUAACCUGUUGGAUCUGAUCAGCUCUUUCGGUCAAGAGGAGACUCAGGUUUCAGGAAAGAAGAAGAAAUAG
Messenger RNA from Penicillium oxalicum, 558 nucleotides. Its product is annotated as mitochondrial 54S ribosomal protein bL31m. Lineage: Eukaryota; Fungi; Ascomycota; Eurotiomycetes; Eurotiales; Aspergillaceae. Gene Ontology annotation, molecular function: structural constituent of ribosome. Gene Ontology annotation, biological process: mitochondrial translation. Gene Ontology annotation, cellular component: mitochondrial large ribosomal subunit. The record is from RefSeq and is a predicted model, not a curated record. The coding region runs from base 1 to 558 and encodes 185 amino acids. The transcript has a single exon.